Messenger RNA from Neurospora tetraspora, 8659 nucleotides. RefSeq lists its product as uncharacterized. Lineage: Eukaryota; Fungi; Ascomycota; Sordariomycetes; Sordariales; Sordariaceae. The coding region runs from base 316 to 8220 and encodes 2634 amino acids. Gene Ontology annotation, biological process: regulation of GTPase activity. The record is from RefSeq and is a predicted model, not a curated record. The transcript is spliced from 7 exons.
GCCGCCGCCGCCGCCGCCGCCGACCACCACCCGACGACGACGACGACGUCAAACCACCUAUUGCAGGGCGACGCCGAUAACAUACACACACUCUUCCGUUCCGACCGCCCCUUUCCGCCCGCUCACCACCCCCCCGAGAGUGAGGCUGGUUGCGACAGGGGACAGCAACAGCUUCCAGUUGUGCCAAGAAGCCCGUACUGCGCGGCUCGGGCAGUCCUGGCAGUCGACAACAAGACCGGCACCGCAGAACCCCAUCAUGAGAAGACACCGGUCCGCCCCUCUCUUUGCUUGCGCUCCCGCCCUCUUCACAGCACAAUGAACGGCGACACGGGCCUGGUCGGUGGCCUGGUCGAGAGGCUCGCAACCAGGCUUCCUCAUCGCACCGGUGCUCCCGCCCAGGAUCUCUACCACGACGACAUCAUCUCCAUCACCCGCUCCACCCUCAUCAGGAUCAGCUCCGGCUCCGUCAACCUCGUCCUCGACUCCCUUCUUGGUCUCCUCGAGGACCUUGCUCGCCCAUACCGGUCCAUCUUUAACCAUCCGCCUCUUGUCCUUUUAUCCGAAAUCUACGCUCUCGAAUUGAUCGCCGACUGUUGCGCCAGCCAUUGGGGCCCCUCCCACACAGAAAAUGGACUCGGAGAUAGCUAUGCGCUCUCUUCUUCGCAGCGUGCUGCCUUGCCUACCCCCAAGCCUCUAGACGACGUCCUGGUCCGCCGCAUCUUUGAGGUCAUCAAGCUACUGUUCGAUCCUUAUCCCGAUGGCUAUGCAUUACCCGCCAAGACGCUCCUUGACGAGACCACCGCCAAACCGGCUGCCGUCCGUCUCCCUGACGAGGUUAUGCGUACCCCUGUUUCCACGCCCUCCAACGAACCCCUAGAAAGCAGCCACUUGCUGCAGCUUCACGCCACCGUCAUUGAAGCCCACGUCAAGACCAUUGUCGAAUUUGCCACGGCUUCCAGCUGGUCGGCCUCUUUUGAAUACUUCAGGCACACCAUAUAUACUGCCCGUCAGUCGGUACCUGGCCCGGGCACGCCGAUACCCAAUGUCGCCGCUGCCGAGGAAGAAAGGUCGGCUCUCAUUAUUUUGAGGCUGGCGGCAUGUUUUUGGGUCGACAUCCAGAAGCUCAGCGCCGUUAUCGCGGAAUUUAAUUCCAGCUGGCUACAAUUUCGAAAGAGCUUCCAGAAUACUGUCGCCAUCGUCACUCCUUUGCUUAUAACCCGGUGGCUGGAGCGAUAUCCCCAUGAGUUUGUGGAGCUGCACAUGGGCCGCAGACGCCGCGAUAAUGCGCCCGAUACGCUCUUCGACUAUGCCCAAAACGGCAGCAACGACAAUACCAGGAGAAGGGGCCUUCUACAUCCUCUACAGACAACGUUGCUACUUCUCCUGCCGGAUGUAUUUGACGUUGCCAGUAACAUGCGCGAAGCCAAGAGCUCAAGCAUGGCCAAAAAAGUUUCGUUCCUCGAAGAUCGAAAAAGGGCCCUUAGAAACCGAAACGAAGUGUCCGUCUACUGUCUCGUAUUUCUGCUGCGUGCCGCGCGACACUUCGAUCCCGACAGCGAUUUGGCCCUCGUGAGUUAUGCUAUGGACGUCCAGGAUGAUGUGCGCGAUUCCGUAUUUCGACGCUAUGGCCUUGGCCCGGAUGGCAUAUUCUUCGAGCAGGACAUCAUGACAGCAGCGUUCGUGAGCCUCACGCACCUAAGCUUUGAAAGCUGCGUCGACUCUCUUGUGGAUCAGUGUCUUACGCCGUCAGCGCCGCAUAUCUUCAAGAUUGCCGUAAUCCAGGCGUGCUCGCACUUCGCGAGGUUGGAGGACAGCAGCAAGUACCAGCCAUUGUUCACAAAGGCUUCGGCGUUUGUUCAGGGGCAGCUACAGGCCAUGUCAAUGCUCCUUAUCCAGGGCUAUGUCGAUGAGCAAAUUACGCAGCGACAGCAGAUUGAGAGCGCCUCCAUGGUUGACAUGAUCUGCAAUAUUCUAAACUUCUUGGACGCGUCCCCCAUGACGUUGUUUGAAGGGCCUCCUUAUGAUCUUAACGAGCGCGAUCGAUUUUACCAGGAAAAUUUGGAAGCCCUUAUCUCAUGCGUAGUUGCGCCAGACGAGUCGGUUAGGCGGCUCGGAACCAAAGUCGCCAAGCGCUUGUAUGCCAACGACGUGGUCCUUCAAUCGUUGAGGACUUCGAAGAGGCUAGAACAGCCGGCAUUCAAGCUGGGCUUCUGGCGGCUGACAUCCCUCAUCCUGAUGUCAAUAUGCGACAGAGCUGGCAUGCCAGGCACUGCUCCUGGCCUUAAAUCAGUCCUGGAGUACCUCGAUUCGCGGUUAAUGCUCCUGAAAUCGUUACCGGAACUGGCUCAAAUUUCCGAAGACAUCCCCGAAAGAACAGCUGCAGCCACUAAGCUGGAAACCCUCUUCCUCGUGUCACUUUGCUCGGCGGAGAUUGAGGUUUGUCAGAUAGUGACAUCUUGCAUUGGAACCUUCCUCGAAGAAUGCAGAAUCAUCGAUGCUGCCGCACCUUCGGCAUCGAAGCCCUCUCUGGCCCUCUUGCGAAAUGCAGAUAUUUUCAGCGAGAUCUCGUCACGCACUUUCAGGUUUACCGGCCUGGUUGCUUUCCAAAAGCGCAAUAGGGGACUGUUACGGCGCUUGCAGUAUCCCAGCGCCGGUAUUCUGAAUGCGUGGGAGACCGUAUUCGAGAGGUGGCUUCAUUUGUCCAAGGACGUCUCUCUGACAUCGGCCGAGUCCAUGGGAGAAAGAGUUGUGGCUGAAUGGCGCAACUAUUCCGGGUUCCUAGCCUCCUUGGGCGGAAUAUGCACGGCUGAGCAAGCCGCUACUCUUGAGGAGCCGGCAGUCAGUGGGCUGCGGUGGAUUGACAGGCUGUCCUCUGACAACCACGAAGAACCUUUCCUCAAUAGAUACCUGAAGCUCAGUAUUCAGCUCCUGGCUUGUACAAAUGUUAGGAUCCGGGAGACGAUGAGGGAGAUCCUCGCAACCGAAGUAUCGCCUGCGCUGUAUCAGCACUUGUUCAGAGCCCUCGAAUCAGAACUUGACGUACUAUUCACUGGGGCCCUUGAGACGCCCUCGAGGGGCCAAGACAACGAGAUUAUGUUUGCCGAACAGGCAGCAUCGCUCCUCAGGUCUCUGGUGGAAAGACUCGACACGCCAACUGAGCUUGGCGCCGCAUCUUCGUUCCAUCUCAACUCACUCACGUACAGCUUCGCCAAGUUCUUGGACGGGGUACCAGACUCACCGAACAGUUUGCGCGUCAAAAUUAAAAUCUGUCAGCUCUGUGAGGCCAUUGUCAAGAGAAAAGAACAUCUCAAUCUCCGUGACGAUGUCCGCAUCCGAAACCAACUUCUUGCCUACGUCUAUAGCUGGGUUACGAGGCCUCAUUCUCCCAGGAUUGAUGCGGGCGCCUUCGGUCAGAGCCGCCAAGACGAGAUGGUUAGGGUGCAGAAGGAUCUCGACAGGGCAUGUCUCAAGGCGGUAGCUGAACUUACAUUUCGCCUGCCUUUGCAGCUGAACGACGCGAUGACUGAUGCCACGACCAGCGAGCGAAAGGGAAAACUGUUCGAAUCGUACUUCAACAGGUUCUUGGAGGUUCUGGACCCCCAAUAUGAGCACAUGUUCCGGACCGAGCAUGCCAGCAGCUCUUCCUCCAGAGACGAACAGCCAUCAACGUCCGAUCUCUCCAUCACCAUCAUGUCCAAUCUCUUGAGCGCCAACAUCGAUGUGGGACUCAAGUCAGCACUCAACAUCGGAUACCAUGAGCACACCGAGAUCCGAACCGCAUUUGUCAGGGUGCUCUAUAACAUCUUGGUGCAGGGGGCUGAGUUCAAUAACCUCUCAAGUACAGCGGUCACUGAGAAAUACGAUGAGCUUCUGGGCCUUCUGACGGUGGAUCCAACAUUGGCUAUGGCUAUGGGCGCGGUUUGCCCCAGUCACGAGGUGGAUGAGCUGACGAUUUCGCUGCUUAGCAUCUAUGAAUCAAGGGGCCAAAGUUUUGUGCUCCUUGAGGCCCUGAUCAAACAGGAGAUUGAGGAGACGGAGAAUGAAUCAGAGUUGCUGCGUAGGAGCUGCGUCGCGACCAAGAUGCUCUCAGUCUAUGCAAAAUGGAAAGGCGCAGGGUACCUCAAAACUACCCUGCAAAAGGUACUGGAUCGGUUGAUGCAAACAUCGAAAGACCUCAAUCUCGAGCUCGAUCCCACUAGGGUCAGUUCCCCAGAGGAAUUGCAGAAGAAUGCCCUGCAGCUCGAAAUAGUGGCCAACGUAUUCAUCGAUGACAUUUGCGCCUCAUCGGCCAGCAUACCACCAUCAUUUAGGAAAAUUUGCAGUAUUAUUGCUGCAGCGGUGAUGCCCCGAUUCUCUGAGGCUAAGUACACAGCAGUUGGCGCGUUCAUCUUCCUACGCUUCUUCUGCCCGGCCAUUGUUGCUCCUGAGGUUGAGGGCCUGGUUGCUACGGCACCUUCCAAGGAUAUGCGCCGUGGUCUCCUCCUGAUCGCUAAAGUCAUCCAAAACUUGGCCAACAAUGUCCUAUUUGGCGCCAAGGAACCUUACAUGUUCCCAUUGAACGACUUCCUGACAAAGAAUAUCUAUCGGGUGACCACAUUUCUGAGGGAGAUCUCGGUCGAGCCGGAAACAAUGGAGCGUCCCAACAGCGACGAGUCGUUCGACUUUGGUUCUUGUGUGUCUCUUCACAGGAUUUUGUAUGACCAUUGGGACCAAGUUCGGCAACGGCUCGCCUCAAUUGAAAGGCGAGACCUCGUGAGGUCGCCUGGCGAAACCACAAGAGGAAAGCCAAACCUCCUUGAACCCCUGAGGAGCCUCAUUAUGAAUUUGGGACCACCGCCGCUGGCUGUGACCUGGAACAGGCCACUGAUCGGGGCAAACCUGCCGCCUGUUUACUCCAGGUUCCAGGAUUUUAUGCUCCGAAAUGCGUUCCGCGGUGUCGAAUCUUCGACGACUCCAUCCCCCGCCAUUUAUGAUGCUGGCGAAUCCAGGGACGGCAUCCAGAUGAUCUGCAUCCUGCUGCGGUACAUAGACACCGAAUCUGCCGACGUUGAUGCAUACUUGUAUUACUAUCUAAAGAUCGCUAGUCGACUUUGGGAUCGGCCGUUUGGCAUUUUCAUCGACGCUACGUUCUACAACGUGCAGUCCGAACCAGCGGAGAGUCUACUGCGCAAAAUCGAACUGCUUACACCAACUGAGCUCUCGAAGCAGCUCUCGCGCGUGUACAUUUUCAAUAUGAACUCCGCUUGCAAGAAGGGGUUCCGCAAGGUGUUCAAGACUUGGAUUAGGAACGAGAACAGCAUCUAUAGCCCCGCCAACAUCGAAUAUCAUCUCCUCGGAAGUUAUCGAGAGUACGACGCCCACUUCGACCACAAGAAAUUCAGCCUGAACAAGGACACCAGGGAAUUUAUGGACGAGACUCUGGAGGGUUUCAACAUCACACGGCUGUCGAAGACCAAGGGUAAAAUCGAUGUUUCCCUGUCGCUCAGCAAAAGCUUCGUCAGGGUUUCGACCAAGAAGAGGCAAGAAAUAUAUCCAGCAUCCCGGAUUAGUGUGGUAAUCAACGAUGCCUUCCGCCUGAGCGAGGUUGAGGAGGCUCCAACAUCCAUCCAGACGGAGGAUGAUUCGGCGUUUGGUCUUAGGGCGGAUAAUGGCAAGAUUGUGAUGUACUUCACAAGUCCUGAGAAGGCCAAAAUUUUGAGUCUCCUUCGCAUGAGAAAGGCGCAAUACGUCAAGGACCCAAAGCAGAUGCAACCGCAGGAAAGAUUUAUCAAACCACAGGAUGUACCCGGUACUCUGCUAAACUUGGCGUUGACGAACCUGGCUAGCCCAGACCCCAUGCUCAGGCUAUCUUCAUAUAACCUGCUGGGGGCGCUGUGCAAAUCGUUCAAGUUUAAGGCUGCUUCGAGGCUUGUCAGCACCAAAGACAUUGCGGUUCCAAGCGAUCCUUCGCAGUUCAUCAUCCAAAUCAGCCAGCAGCUAGCCGAAUCGGAACCGCAGCUUACUGGGGACUUCUUGAACGAGUUCUUCGCCAGUUGGCCCAGCUUUUCUGAUGAGCAGAAGCCGUUAUGCCUCGCCUACAUGGCUCCCUGGAUACCCGGGUUGCGCCCGUCUCUGCUCGCUAAUGAGGUGGACGGUGAGAAGGGCAUGGAAAAGAUUGCAGCUCUCUUAAGGAAGCUCAUUGACAUUGCCCUUUCAGACCCGCCCAUUGUUCUUCAGCUACAACAAUGCGUCUGGCCCGCUAUCCAGCAGGACGAAAAGUUGCUUGAAAGUUUCCUUGAGGAGGUCAUCAAGGCCGCACUUAACAGAGGAUUUGGCUUUGCGGAGACGGACACGUUGACCUCGAUAGCAGGUGGAAUCGGCACGGUUACCCUGCGUGGAAGGGUAAUUUCCAGGCUACGCAAGGCACUGAACCGGUCUUCCUUGCGCCCGACAAAGUAUCUGCCUGACAAUUCGGUAUGGAACGAAAUUUGCGUCUUGCUACAAUUUUGCCUCGCCUUGUCGUUUGACAGUGGCGAACAGGCUGAGAUGUUUAUGCCGGAAAUCUUCCACGUCGUUACCAUGCUUGCCAACACAGGCAAUCCAGACGUCAGGCAUGUAGUCCACCGACUACUAAUCAACACCAUCCAUGCGGCUUGUACUUCGUUUGCCUUGGAUGAGGUACGGCUCAAUAAGCUGAAGGUGACGCUGGACACGUUGUCGGAUCCGCGGAGCGACCUCUUCACAAACAACGUCACGUUUACACGGGAUGGGGCUUCGAUAUCAACCAACCAGGACGGAGGCGCUGCCUUGGCAGCCACCGAAAACCUAGCGACUCUCUUGUUCGAGACCUGCUCUGUUGCCGCCCCUACUGUUGACCUCGCCAACAAAUGGCGGUCGCGAUGGAUGGGCCUUGUGGCAAGCACGGCUUUCCAGAACAACCCAGCUAUCCAGCCUCGGGCGUUCACGGUCAUGGGAUGUCUAGCACGCGAGGAGGUUGAUGACGACCUGCUAUACCAGGUCCUUGUAGCGCUCCGAAACAGCAUCGGCCGCUUUGGUGAUGACAGUAACAGUGACAUGCUGGUCGCCAUCGUCACCUCGCUCUCCAAGAUGAUGUCCAAGCUGCCAUCGGCGUCCCGUUACGGUCUCCAGCUCUUCUGGCUUGCCAUGUCCCUCCUCCGACUGGUGCCCCCCAACUUGUUCAACUGCACUGCAAUGUUCUUGGAGGCGGUGCUGACCAACAUCAGCACAACGGGCGACCUCAAGGGCGAGAAGAUGGUUCAUUAUCUUCUCCAGGGAAGGGCCCAGCUGGAGGAGGCCGCGCUCUUGCUCGAUGAGGCAUACGGCAUUCACUUUACUGCUGAGAACUUCCACUUUGCCGCGUGCGCAUGCUUGGUGAGGGGUUUGACAGAUACGGUCACCAAGGCAACGGCGUUGAGAGUGUUGUCCACGUUUUUGGAGAUGACAACUUUCACCGUGACAACUGUGAACGCAGCUGUGGCAAGUGCUACUCCAGAUGGAAUCUUGAGCCCGACGGUGCAGCCGCUAAAGACCAUGAGAGAACUCUGCGCAUCACCAUACAUGGCCUUGAUCCUAGCACGGACGCUCAACUUGGAUGAACUUAGGGAUAGUCUUUGGUCGGCGGGUAUCAACGUCAACCCCAACAGCAGCGGCCUGCCUCCGUUCUCAUCCGUUUCUGCCUCUGUUGCUGCCGGUGGUGCCCUUGGUGACCCUCUCGUGGGAGGCGUCGCCAGUGACGCAGUACCCUCGCCCGCAGCCGCAGCUGCCGACACGUCAGCGAUCGACAUUCGCCGCGGCGCGAACGACUUGGACUACAUCAAAGACAAGGAUUUGCUCCUCAACACGGCCAUCGAGCUGGUCGACUUCCAGUACCUCGAGGACGCAGUGCAGAACCGCACGCUGAUGUGGCUCAACGAGAUCGCCGUCGGCAGACCGUCGGUUAUCAUGCGCCUCUGCGGACCCAUCAUCACCAUUCUCGACGACAUUGUGCUGCACUGCCAGAACUCGGCGACGCUGGAGAGCGCGCACGAGCUGCUACAGACGCUGACGAAUGAACCGCGGUUUUCGGGGGCGAUGGAGCAGGCGGCUAGGUUGAAUCAGGAUCUGGAUGACAUGGGUUUCGGUGGGCUGUGGAGGAGUUGCAGCUUCAAUUUGAGCCAUCAGGAGCAGGAUAGGCAGUGUUUUGGGUUGACUGAGAAGUUGAUUGAGCUUAUCAUUAUCUAAGACCGACAAAGUCUAAAGGAAGCGGUUGGUUACGCGAUAGGUGGUUACAAACACAAGGACGGCAACAAUGGAGGAGGAGUAACCACCAUCGACUACAUGUCUCCCGCAUUAUACAAGCCACCUACGAGCAGGAGGACACGCGGAUUUGACCAUACAAGAUUGAGCUAGUCCCAUCAUGUACGGUCGCAUCAACGAAGAAGAACAUGGAAUGUGAUGAGGCAAAACCUGCCUAUUGAGAGCCAUACAUACAAUUCCCCGUCAUGGAGGAUUUCAAGGGGAAUCUAAGAAAAGUGAAGAGGCUAUGGGAGAGAGAGCCAGGAGUGACAUAUGACCAGGAAAUGUGGUAGACAGGAGAGGGGAGAGUCUACUCAAGCAUUGAGGCCGAUAAGAAGUGAGAUAGUGAUAUGUAUAUACCGUUAUAUAUAAGUUUCAGUUUUCG